CGAUCUAUUCCAACACACCAUCAAGGCAGGAGAUAUGAGAACUGAGAACAAUAUGGAGGCUAUGUCAGCAUCUGUCACACUUGACACUGCAAAUGCAGGUAGCCAAGGUCAUGUGCCAUUGCUGGUCAGCCAGAGCUCAACAUCAAGCAUGCCAGCUCAUCUUUCUGUCCCAAUGCCAGAGGAGUUUCCAAUGUUCUCUGAUGAAGGGCCCAAGAUGGUUGGCUUACCUCUUGUCACUGAAGGCAGGACAGUUGCCAGUAUGCCACCUCCAACUUAUGCUCAAGUCACAAGUACUGAAGCACCACCACCUUUAUAUGAGACCCUGUUUGGUGGUAUGUGCAAGGGCAAACAGGAUUCUCCAAGAGUCUGGGAAUCUCUGAAGAAUUCACCAGUGUUGAAUGGCAUUGGGGCAGCAGUGGUGGUCGUGAUGGGGCUGAGCAUCUGGUUCGCCUUGCCGGUGGCCAUGGUGGCCGUCGCUGCCACCAGCUGGGGCGAGGAGACGUGCCCGGCCCAGCCCCGCCUCGCCAUCUGGCUCUGCUUCGGAGGGGCGCUGUCUCUCGUGCGCAGCGUGCAGGGGACCCUGUUUCGCGCGCGCAGCACCAUGGACGACGAUGACGAGAACGCCGCGUACGCCAACUGCGCCGCCAUCGUCGCCCACGUGGCCUGGCUCGUGCUCGGCACCAUCUGGCUGUACCAGAUAUACCUUCCCGAGUUCUCGCUGGACGGCGACCAGAGCAGCUACUGCGACUACACGCUGUACAUGACCUCCCUCGUCGCGCUGCACCUGGUCUACCUGAUCGCCGGGGUGACGUUCGUCGUGUUGUUCGGCGUGUACGGCAUCUGCGGCUACACCCUGGAGGGGCUGUAGCCCCGCCGGCGCUGAGGAGACUCCUGCCCAUGCAGGACCGCCUUUAGGCCGGUCAGCACGCGCCAGCAAACGGCCGGCAGACUGUGCCUAUUGGACCAACAUUUCUACUUUUGCCUUUAUUUUCCUUCCUUUUUAUACUUUUAUACCAAAAUAGGGUGAAGCAUAAGUUGGUGGACAUGCCGCUAUGCCAUCAUCACAAAUGUAGCUGUGAACUGUUCCUGAUUACUUUCAUCUAUGGCAGUACGUCUAUUGCUGGGUACAAUGCCAUUCCACAAGCAGCAAUGUCCUGUUCAUAUUACGCUUUCCAUUCGAGGUUGAACAAAGGGGCCAAUGUUUGGAGGAAAAGGAGCCUUGUUGGGAGCUCAUGAUGGAGCUCUCACUCCGAUCACAUCUUAUUCUUCUGCAGUGAAUUUUUGGCAAAGUUUUGAACGUGAUUUGCAUUGUAUGCAAUUGUUCAGACAAAGUGAUUCACACUUCAGAGCAUCACGUUUAUUUUUGCCAUUUCGGUAUCGCUAUUAAUGUAACAUUUUUUUGUGUGCUGUGGUGACACAUUUCGUACAUAUUUCAUCAGCUCAGGCCCAGGAUCUCAGUCUUCAGAUCAUUAACGCGUGCUCUGGGAGGUGACAGGAAAUCACCGCCUCUGAAUUCAACAUUUGUGGCAUGCACCACACAGCCACGGAAGAUGUACAUAGGCAUGCGACAAGUUACUGUAACCAGCUGUGUUUGGCGUGCUUGUCUUUUUUCUUUGUAAUCCUGUAUAUCGUUGUAAUUCCAGUCAUUUUUUUGCUGGACUUUCUGCCAACUGUCAAUUACUCAGGAACUUCGACUAAAAGGAUGUGAUGAAAAAUAAGAACUACAGUGCUGAACGUCCUCUGAGAUGUUCGUGGAGCAUUGAACUUCCAAGUACAAUUACAUGCCAUUGCGAACAAGAACGCGGAUCUUUCUGUCCGUGAGAAUAAUUUGUAGACUGGUUUAUGUGGUUUGUCAGUAACGUAAUGUCUUUCGCUCAAGCUUUUUUGCAUUCUUGGAAGUAUCGACAAAGUUCAAAGCAAGAAUACUUCCUGAAUUUUGAUUGGUGUGAUUGUAUCAAUAGUGUGGUGUCCUGCACUACAGUUUUUGGAUUUUUACAAGUACCAAGAGAGUUCAAAGCAGUCCACCACUAGUGUUCGCGCAUAGAAAGCAGCCAGAUUUUGUACCUCGUGUUUUGCCGUGCUAAGAUAUCUCAGGGUUAGUAAUAAGCGUAUGUAUAAGUGACAAACUCGGCGCGUCAAGCCUCGUGCGCCGCACGCACACCAGCACCUCUCGUGCGGAAGCCAUGCGGGUGCGGGCGCCGUCCGGGGGCCGGCCGCCGCGCGGCAGACCGCCGAUGGUCAGGGGAGCCGCGGGGGG
Messenger RNA from Pollicipes pollicipes, 2257 nucleotides. Its product is annotated as transmembrane protein 272. Lineage: Eukaryota; Metazoa; Arthropoda; Thecostraca; Pollicipedomorpha; Pollicipedidae. The record is from RefSeq and is a predicted model, not a curated record. Bases 35 to 868 code for a protein of 277 amino acids. The transcript has 5 exons.